This is a messenger RNA of Paramecium sonneborni, 2069 nucleotides long. The record is from the annotation of a GenBank genome assembly. Lineage: Eukaryota; Ciliophora; Oligohymenophorea; Peniculida; Parameciidae.
AUGGGAACUUGUGUUUAACUUGCUAAUUAACAAUAGUUUGAAUUCAAUACAAUUGAUUAGAUAAGACUGUAUGAAAAUAGACAUGUUUAUAUGAAUCCUGAAGAAGAAUUAUAAUGGAAACGAUAAAAUAAUGGAGAGGUAAAUAUAAAAUAUAUGCAGGAAAGCAUGCUAAAAAAAUAAUUAGAGGCUGAAGAACUCUAGAAGCAGUAACAAAUAGAAAACUAAAAAAUACAUUAAUAAAUGGUAGAAAUGUGAAAUUAUAGUUAUUAUUAGAUAAACUUAUAUGAUUCUUCAAAUGAGGCAUCCAAUUUAUAAGCAGAUUUAGAGUUGAGAUCACUCAACUUAUAACCAUCAAUUAAUAUGUAAUAAAGAAGUGUGGGUAUUAGUGAAGCUGAAAAAAAACAAGAUAGAUCAUUCACCUAAGGUUAAUCUCCUAAAGUGAAAAAAAAUAAUGCAAUUUAAGAGCAAGAGAAAUAGAAGCAACUGAUUGAUUAUUUGUCUAAAGGUGAGAAAGACAUUCUUCUAUAGCCUCUGCCUUCUCUUCCUAAUUUAUUUGAAAAUAUAGAUUUUGGAGUCUAUUAAGCAUUUGACAGUGCAGAAAUUACUCCUUUAGCAACUCCAUAGUAAGAAGAGGAAUCUGAAUGUGAAGAAUUAGAAGAAGAACCAUUAUAAUUAGAGCAAGAAAUAGUUGAAGUUGAGAAAAAACAGUAAUCAGAGUAAGAAAUAGUUGAAGUUGAAAAAAAAGAAGUACCAUAGCCUGAAUAAAAAUCGUUUCAAAUAGAAUAACCUAAAUCCUAGGUGGUACUAGAUAAUCCAAUCUUUCAAUAAAAUCAUGAAGAUACAAUAUCUUUAGAAGAUGACAAUCCAGAUCCAGAAGAAGUAAAACAGAAUGCUCCUCCUUAGGAGAGACAAAUCAUUCUAUAAUCAUCGAGAGGAGAAUAAAUGAUUAUGUCCUUUGCUCCGAAUUAAUAAUAACAAUUUAUAAAAUCUUAAUAGUAAGCUAUACCUGAAAAUGAGGUUGAGGUUCUAAAUCAUAAACCAAGUUUAGAAAAGGCAGUACCAUCAAACACCGAUGUUCUAAAAAUAGAAAAUGAGCAUGUUGUUGCAUUAUCUGCAUAACUGGAACCUAUAAACAUCAAUGUAGAUAUUAAAAAUUGCGAAAUGUUGGGUCCAUAUAUUAUUUUGGAUACUGGAGAUGUUUAUGUAGGUACAUGGUAAAUGGGAAAACGACAUGGAUUCGGAAAGCAAAUAUUUUCAAAUGGAGCCUAUUAUGAAGGAUAAUGGUUGAAUGAUUUUUUAUAAGGAUAUGGAAGAUAUAUAUUUUAAAAUGGAGAUUAUUAUGCAGGAGAAUUUGUGCAUGGUGAAAGAGAAGGAGUUGGUGUAUUGGUUUAUUAAGAUGGAUCAUCAUAUGAAGGAAAAUGGUUAAAAAAUUAAAAAGUAAAUAAUAAUAGUUAUAUGUGUAGAAUGGUGAGGGUAGAGAAUAAACUGGAGAUGGUAAUGUUUAUGUAGGAACAUUCAAAGCUGGUAAAAAAGAUGGAAAAGGUAGAUUAGAAUAUGUAGAUGGAAGCAUUUUUGAAGGUGUGUUUAAAGAAGGAUAGAUUUGUGGAAAAGGUACUUAAACUUGGCCAGAUGGUAGAAGAUAUGAAGGAGAAUGGAAAGAUGGUAAGAUGCAUGGUUAGGGUGAAUUCAUUUGGGGAGAAGGAAAAUCCUAUAAAGGAGAAUAUAUUAAUAAUGUUAGAUAAGGAUAUGGUGAAUAUAGUUGGCCAGAUGGAAGAACAUAUAAAGGAGGAUGGAAGAAUGGAAUUAUGCAUGGAAAAGGUUUGAUGAUUUGGCCUGAUUAAAGAUUAUAGAAGGGUAUAUGGAUUAAUGGAUAAAAGUAAUUCAGUAAAGAAGAAUUGGCAUAAUUAUCAAAAGUCAAAAAAUCUAAUACUGCUGAUACUUCUAUUAAUAAAACCAAGGAUUCUGGUGCUGAGGGUAAAGAAACUAAAGAAAAAAAAAAAAAGAAAUCGAAGUCAAAAUCUAAAUCAAAAGAAAAAAAGAAGAAGACCAAAUCUAAAGAAAAAUAAUGA